AAAUUGUUUAUUUUCAUGUGUUUAGGACAAGUUUAAGGAUUCACCAGUUGUUCUUGUGACAUCUGAUCACCAAAGAAGUGGAAAGGAACACGACGCUGCGUUAAUCUGGACAGAAGAUGUGACAAAGGACUCGUUUAAGGCCUGUUUGCGAGAACUGCAAAACUUUGACGGCAAGCAUCAAGACAUUUAUGUGACCUGGUUUGCGUUUGCUAAGUUACAUAAACCACUCUUCACUGAGCAUAGCUCUGUAAACUUUCCAAAUACGGAUCCACCCACAGAUGAAGACAACAACGCUUACUGCGAGUUUGUACACUUUACACGAAGUUACAAUGCGAUACCAUCCGUCCAAAUAUCAGCUAAUCACAGCACAACAGCGAGUGGAAACAUGGCACCAGUUCAUAACGGUAUUUCUGCGUGGAUUGAGAACAUGAAUGAGUCUGGAUUCAGAGUCUGCGUCAAGGAACUGUACGAGACCAGAUAUGAUCCUGUGUCAGUGAAUUAUGCGGUCCUAACAGACGUCUGUAAUCCCGGAUGGAGCUACUUCAAUGGUUUCUGUUACUUCACAAGUGAUAUCUGUAGAGAUUGGACCACAGCAGUAGUAAAAUGUAGACAAGAAAGCUCAGUCCUUGUUGAUGUCAACAACACUGAGGAAAAUGUUUACAUUCAACAUCGCCAUAAUGGAGAUAAAUCCUGGCUGGGUUUGAAUGACAGAUCAACAGAGGGUGACUUUACUUGGGCGGAUCGUGGACAUGGAAACUUUACAGCAUGGGCCAAGAAUCAGCCAAAUAACUUCAAAGAAGAAGAUUGUGCGCACGCACUUGGUGUGAAACACGACUAUGAAUGGAACGACGUGCAGUGUAGUGAUUGUCAUAAGUUUACUUGUAAGAAAGACUUAGAUGAAUGCCAAAAUCAUCUGAAUUACUGUCACAAGAAGGCCACUUGUACAAAUGAACGCGGCUCGUACACGUGCAAGUGUAGAGCUGGAUACGUUGGAGAUGGAUUUAAUUGCAACAGCUAUGCAGGACUGGGUUAUUCGGCAAUAUUGGCAAACGAUGACAAUUACUUUGGUACCUUGAGCAGUUGGUUAAGCCCUGUGGUGCAGAGCCAGUCCUCUUACUGGAAGCGCUGCUGGAGAGCAUCAGUGGAUGGUUGGGCUGCCUCUACCUUCCACUCAUUGUGUGACAGCAAAGGGCCAACAGUGACCAUUGUCCGUGUGGGAAAAUACAUAUUUGGUGGAUACAACAGCUUAUCAUGGAGUUCUGUUUCUGGAUACCAGUACACUUCGAGCGCCUUUUUGUUUUCAUUGGUCAACAAGCCAGGCUGGGGACCAGUGAAACUAACCCAACAAGGCCAGUAUAGUUCUGACAAGAGCUCUUCCACAUACAGUCUUCUUAACUAUGGACCCACAUUUGGUGGAGGACACGAUCUUAAAAUUGUCAACUACGCCUCAUCCAACACAGAUUCUUACACAAACCUUGGACACACCUACAGUCCACCAUCUGGCCACAGUUAUCAUACAUCUUUUACCAAAUCAUUCCUGGCCGGAAGUUACAAUUUUCGACCUGAUGAAGUUGAAGUGUUUUACGAAACUACUUAACACAGAUCUGUUGAAUCAAGUCUCAUGAAAAUUUCGCUCAGGAUUAUGAAAACUAAAAAUCGUUAAUGCAGUCAAUUAAAUUGACAUAUAA
Stylophora pistillata is the source of this 1688-nucleotide messenger RNA. RefSeq lists its product as uncharacterized. Gene Ontology annotation, molecular function: protein binding. The record is from RefSeq and is a predicted model, not a curated record. Lineage: Eukaryota; Metazoa; Cnidaria; Anthozoa; Scleractinia; Pocilloporidae.